AUGUCUAAGCCAAUCAUUGUUCACACUCACGGUGGCCCUAACCCAUGGAAGGUGGUAAUUGUGCUUGAGGAACUUGGCGUCCCGUAUGAAUGUCGGCUCGUGGCUGAUGUGAAGGGUGACGCUUACACUAAGAUAAACCCGAACGGACGGGCCCCGGCUAUUGAAGACCCGAACACUGGCAUCACGCUGUGGGAGUCCGGUGCUAUUCUCGAGUACCUGGCCGAUACCUAUGAUAAGGACCACAAAAUCAGCUACAGCUCGGGUCCAGAGAAGUACCACACUAAGCAGUAUCUUCAUUUCCAAAUGUCUGGCCAAGGACCGUACUUUGGUCAGACCACUUGGUUCCGUCACUUCCACCCGGAGAAGCUCGAAAGCGCCAGGAAGAGGUACGACGAGCAGCUGGUCCGAGUCGUCGGCGUCUUGGACAACAUCCUGGCAGGGAAGCAGUACCUGGUCGGUGACAAACCUACAUAUGCCGACUUCGCUUUCGUCCCUUGGGACAACGCGAUCCCUUGGAUUUUCGGCGAAGAGGCGGCGAAGCUCGUCCCUGAAGACAAGUAUCCCAACUUCUACGCGUGGCACAAGCGCCUAGUGGCUAGACCUUCAGUCCAGGCUGCCAUAGUAGAGCAGGGCAAGGCCCGGGAACAGGCUCAGAAGAAAAAAUAA
This is a messenger RNA of Diaporthe batatas, 666 nucleotides long. RefSeq lists its product as uncharacterized. Bases 1 to 666 code for a protein of 221 amino acids. Lineage: Eukaryota; Fungi; Ascomycota; Sordariomycetes; Diaporthales; Diaporthaceae. The record is from RefSeq and is a predicted model, not a curated record. The transcript has 4 exons.